AUGACGAUACAUGAAGAGCUCGUUAUUGUCUUCUUACAUCCACCAUACACCUGUGAGAAGCAAGGAAAAAGCAAUUUAAGAAUUACGGAGGUUUCACGAUGUCUUAUCGACACAAAACAUAAUUUGAUAAGAAUCAUUGUCGGUCUCCGAUUCGAGACAUCGACAGAAAGUUAUUAUGCAAAUACCGAAGCUAUAAAAGAAACUUUAUUGCUUAAAAAAAGAAUGAAAUGCAGAUUAGAUGCAGUACUAGAAUUUAUAGAAAUAUGUAGUGGAAUAAUUUCUAGUACAACAUUCACCCUGCUUCACAAUUCUUUUUAA
Messenger RNA from Clunio marinus, 318 nucleotides. The record is from the annotation of a GenBank genome assembly. Lineage: Eukaryota; Metazoa; Arthropoda; Insecta; Diptera; Chironomidae.